Rotaria sp. Silwood1 is the source of this 1095-nucleotide messenger RNA. Lineage: Eukaryota; Metazoa; Rotifera; Eurotatoria; Philodinida; Philodinidae. The record is from the annotation of a GenBank genome assembly.
AUGAUUUAUGAUUUUUAUUGUACAGGCUCGGACGAUCAAGUUACAUUAGUCGAUAAUCAACUAGCUUAUCGUCGUAUCAAACUACGUCCUAAAAUUUUUGUUGACGUUUCUUCUCAUGCAGCAUUGAGUUCAGUGAAUCGUCAUACAAAACUUUUAAAUUCUUCUGUAACAAUUUCAUUUCCAUGUAUCAUUGCUCCAACAGCAUUACAUCAUUUAGCUAAUCGCGAACAUGGUGAAUUAGCUACAGUUCGUGCAGCUGUCGCUCAUUCAACGAUUAUGUGUGUUUCAACAGCUGCAUCAACUAGUAUGGAAUCAAUAGCUGAAGAACACCAACGCCAAAUUAAAGAACAUUAUCCUCAAAGUCAUUCACAACUUUGGUAUCAACUAUAUGUAUUUCCAGAUCGACGACGAACACAACAGUUAAUUCAACGAGCUGAACGUUGUGGCUACAAAGCAAUUGUAAUUACAGUUGAUAUGUGCGUAUUAGGUAAUCGUGAAUGUGAUAUACAUAAUGAUUUUGCCUUGCCUGAUGGUAUUCGUGCUGAAAAUCUGAUCGAUGAUACUGGUGAUGAUGAUGAUGAACUUUUUAAUCGACCUUAUGAUUCAUCUUUAUCAUGGAAAGAUCUGGAAUGGUUUCGAUCAAUUACACAGCUUCCAUUGAUUAUUAAAGGAAUUCUACAUCCUGAUGAUGCACGUCAAGCUGUACGACAUGGAGUUCAAGGUAUCGUCGUAUCAAAUCAUGGUGGACGACAGUUGGAUACCAGUCAAUCGACGAUUGAAGCUCUGUCUGAUAUCAUACGAGUCGUAAGAGAUGAAGAAAAAAAUUAUGAAAUAGAUGUUUAUGUUGAUGGUGGUGUUCGACGAGGAACAGAUAUUUUAAAAGCCGUGGCUCUGGGAGCCAAAGCUGUGAUGGUAGGAAGACCAAUUUUAUGGGGUUUAGCAGUCGAUGGGGAAAAAGGUGUGAACAAUGUGUUGCAAAUAUUGAAAAACGAAUUUCAAACGGCUAUGAUGCUGUGUGGAUGUCAAACUAUCGAAGAUAUUAGCAAAAAUAAUAUUUUAGUGAUGAAUAAUAACAACAACAUAUCAAAGUUAUAA